UCUCCAACAUGGCGGCACGUCCGCCGCUUCUAGCAUCCCUCCUGGCUUCCGCUAGCUGCAACUUGGUUCCGCUAUCCAGUGUCAGUCCCCUGGGCCCCGGACGAUGUGACCCGGCCAGGGCCCGGGAUGCUGUUACUUGGCUGCGGCCUCCCUCUGGACAUGGAGAGCCAGGCCCUGGUAAUCCGGAUCCGCAUCCCCGAUGGAGGCGCCUUUGACUGGACCGUACAGCCGGCCACUACCCUCUUAUUCCGGGACAUCCUGGAUGUAAUUGGGCAGGUGCUCCCAGAUGCAACAACCACAGCAUUUGAAUAUGAAGAUGAGGAUGGUGACAGAAUAACGGUUAGAAGUGAUGAAGAGAUGAAGGCUAUGCUGUCGUAUUAUUGCAGUAUGGUGCUUGAGCAGCAAGGCAGCAGUCCUCUGAUUGAGCCUCUUCAGAUCUAUCCUCGAGCCUGUAAGCCUCCCGGGAAGCGGAACAUACAUGGCCUCAAGGUAAACACCAGGGCAGGACCGUCCAGCAACAGCAGCCCCUCUGUGUCAGACAAUCUGCCCAGCAAUAGCCUGAAGAAAUCCUCUGCAGAACUCAAGAAAAUUUUGGCCAAUGGGCAGAUAAACGAGCUUGACAUUCAGUAUCGUGACAUUCUCGGUCAUGGAAAUGGGGGGACUGUGUAUAAAGCUCACCAUGUCCCAAGUGGAAAGAUCUUGGCUGUGAAGGUCAUCCCGUUAGACAUUACUGUGGAGCUUCAGAGACAGAUUAUGUCAGAGCUUGAGAUCCUGUACAAGUGUGACUCUCUGUACAUAAUUGGAUUUUACGGGGCUUUUUUUGUGGAAAAUCGGAUUUCUAUCUGUACAGAGUUUAUGGAUGGUGGAUCUCUGGAUGUGUACAGAAAGAUUCCAGAGCAAGUUCUGGGCAGGAUAUCUGUUGCUGUCUUGAAGGGUCUCCGAUAUCUUUGGAGUUUAAAGAUUUUACAUAGAGAUGUUAAACCCUCGAACAUGCUGGUAAACACUCGAGGGCAGGUGAAGCUUUGUGACUUCGGUGUGAGCACUCAGCUGGUGAAUUCUAUAGCCAAGACCUACGUGGGAACAAAUGCUUACAUGGCUCCAGAAAGAAUUGCUGGGGAACAGUAUGGAAUUCACUCUGAUGUCUGGAGCUUGGGAAUCUCAUUUAUGGAGCUGGCACUGGGAAGAUUUCCAUACCCACAGAUUCAGAAAAACCAUGGGUCUCUAAUGCCGCUCCAGAUAUUGCAAUGUAUUGUUGAUGAGGACUCACCUGUUCUUCCUGUGGGGGAAUUCUCCGAGCCCUUUGUACACUUUAUUACUCAGUGUAUGAGGAAGCUGCCAAAAGAAAGACCAGCACCCGAAGAAUUAAUGGGUCACCCAUUCAUUGUCCAGUUUAACGAUGGGAACACAGAGGCGGUGUCUAUGUGGGUGUGCCGUGCAUUGGAAGAGCGAAGAGCCCAAGGUGGUCAUGAGUAAGUUGGCUAAACAGUGGAUGUCUACAGGUGUCUUCACUACAUGCAUGAUGGUUGGAAGAGGAGAUUAACCUUUGGCAAGAUUCAAGCUCUUAGAUUUCUAACUACUUAAAGGCUAGAACAGCUUGCCAUGCGGUGAUGACGAUAUUCAUGAUCUUCAACCAAUGGAGCUUCAGGACUGUGGGAAACGAUGAGUUAGGUAGCACUGUUACACACCCUGUAUUCUUGAGAAAUUCUUCAAAACUUCAAGAGACGGGUAUUGGGCAACAAAUUAUGCUUCCCAUCCCUAACACAGCUUUUACUCGUUGGAAGAGAUAAGGUAGUUAUUGGGGUGUGGCAGCCUCAUUUAUUUAGAACUUGGGCCUUCCUGGGUCCCAGGGUCAAGGACUUCUGAUGGAAUGUAAGAUCUAUCAUGCAUAACUUCUACAGUAGCGACCUCUUUUUUUUUUUUUUUUGUACCUCUUUCUUUUCUUUUGGCUUUCUUAGAGACAGUGGACUGCACAUUUCUGAGAAGACUGUGGUCCCCAUCAAACAAACACUCAUGUGCUUUCUCUUUACACAUUGGUCAUGAGUUUGGCUUUCGAUAACUUUAUUCCUCAGUUACACAGUGUAUUACGUGUAUUGACUGUCUUGCACAGAUUUAUGCUUCCUACAUACUAAUAAACUAUAUUUUGUACGAA
Molecule: messenger RNA, 2149 nt
Organism: Pelobates fuscus (common spadefoot toad)
Lineage: Eukaryota; Metazoa; Chordata; Amphibia; Anura; Pelobatidae
Gene: MAP2K5
Product: mitogen-activated protein kinase kinase 5
Exons: 22
Coding region: 127-1473 (448 amino acids)
Biological process (GO): MAPK cascade; protein phosphorylation
Molecular function (GO): MAP kinase kinase activity; protein binding; ATP binding
Source: RefSeq, a predicted model, not a curated record